ACACCAGCGAGGCAAUAUAUUCGCUCCAAGGCUGUGUUGAGAGUGCAGUGUGGCCAGACCCACUCACUUGCUGCAGAGCCGGCUCAGCUCUGGCGGGCUGUUCCAUCUGACGUCCUUCUCGGAGUAUCGGGGUGCUGUCGAGUUUGGCUGGGGGACUCUACAGGUAGUGGGUGUGGGAGCACCAGCAGGCCUCUUGUCUCACUGCUCCUUUCUCUUCUCGCAGCUCUGCCUGGUCGGAACCCACCGUCUCCAGGAGGCUCGCGUGGGGAACCUACAGAUGUGACAGCCUGGACCCAGGUGUCUACUUGCUCAGAACAGCAGAGGAGAACCAUGUCCCAGGAGUCACUGACAUUCAAGGAUGUGGCUGUGGGCUUCACACAGAAGGAGUGGCAGCAGCUGGACUCUGCGCAGAGGAGCCUGUACCGGGACGUGAUGCUGGAGAACUAUAGCCACCUGGUCUCAGUGGGGUGUGUGGUCAGCAAACCUGCUGUGAUCUCCAGGUUGGAGGAGGGGAAAGAGCCAUGGAUGGAGGAGGAGGAGAUGUGCAGAUGGGGCUUUCCAGAUGAAGUUGGGCACGUUGAUACCCAAGUAGACAGACAACAGGAACACCAAGACAAAGCUUUGGGGCAAGUUGCAGUUCUAGACAAGAAAAAAUGGACUGAAACAGGGCUCCGUGAGUGUAAUGUACCUGAAAAACAAUCCCAUCAGAACACAAACCUUGUUCUGUCAAGACAACAGGGCCGUACAUGUGACUCAUGUGGAAAGACUUUGAAACAUGACGUGGACUUUACUCCUAAUGCAUACCUUGCAAGAAGGAGAUUUAAGUAUGAUGCACAUGGGAACUUAUUCUCUAUUCUAAGCCUGAAACUCCACAUUCUGGAGGGGAUCCACGUGAAUGUAACCAGUGUAGAAAAGCUUUAAGCCAAGACAAAGCCCUUAAUGCAGAUCAGGGAACCGAAAGUGGUGAGAAACCCCAUGAAUGUACUAAAUGCAGGAAAACCUUCUCCCGCAGGUCAGAACUCAUUGUACAUCACAAAGUCCACGGAGGUCAGAAAUCCUGUGGGUGCGGCGAACAUGGGAAGG
Molecule: messenger RNA, 1083 nt
Organism: Galeopterus variegatus (Sunda flying lemur)
Lineage: Eukaryota; Metazoa; Chordata; Mammalia; Dermoptera; Cynocephalidae
Product: putative protein ZNF815
Biological process (GO): regulation of DNA-templated transcription
Source: RefSeq, a predicted model, not a curated record